CUGACGUAAUAGCCAUAUGUGAGUCAAGCCGCGUGUUGGAAGCUUCUCUGCAUUUCUGAACAACUUUCCGCAUGUGCUCGUUGGAAUGAUUAGGUGAUACCAGCUUGGAACAGAAAGGAAAAUAUAGAAAAAGAAAAAUGAAUCAAGAAAAAGUUGGAAAGCUUCAGUCCCUGCAAAAUCAAGUGCGAAUUGGAGGAAAGGGCUCUGCAAGAAGAAAGAGAAAGGUUGUUCAUCGUACAGCAACCACUGAUGAUAAGAAGCUGCUUGGUUCUUUGAAAAAGCUUGCUGUAAACAAUAUUCCUGGAAUUGAAGAGGUAAAUAUGAUUAAAGAUGAUGGGACUGUUUUACACUUCACCAACCCCAAAGUUCAGGCCUCCUUGGCUGCAAAUACCUUUGCCAUAACUGGACAGGUUGAGAACAAACAAUUGACUGAAAUGCUGCCUGGUAUUUUAAAUCAGCUUGGGCCUGAGGGAUUCUCAAAUCUCAAACGAUGGGCUGAAAGGCACCAGGGUCGACCAGAAACUACAAAAGAAAUGGAAGUGGAACCUGAAGACGAUGAAGUCCCAGAGCUCGUGGGCAGUUUCGAAGCGGCAUCUAAAGAAGAGGAGUCAUAGAUUGAUGGAGAUACAUGGCCAUUUGAUCUCUGCUUUGCAAAUUGACCAAGAGAACGCGCCUUAAGUUUACUUUUGUAUAUGUAAUGGCAUUUCAAUGUACAAAUGCUACCAUUGUUUCCCAGUGCAAGCCCAA
Messenger RNA from Rhopilema esculentum, 747 nucleotides. Its product is annotated as transcription factor BTF3 homolog 4. The record is from RefSeq and is a predicted model, not a curated record. Lineage: Eukaryota; Metazoa; Cnidaria; Scyphozoa; Rhizostomeae; Rhizostomatidae.